Molecule: messenger RNA, 2679 nt
Organism: Neltuma alba
Lineage: Eukaryota; Viridiplantae; Streptophyta; Magnoliopsida; Fabales; Fabaceae
Exons: 4
Coding region: 1-1914 (637 amino acids)
Source: RefSeq, a predicted model, not a curated record
AUGUAUGCCAUGUGUGGUAAAAAUAUAGUGAGCCUAUCUGCUGGAAAGUACUGGACUGCAGCAGUUACAGCUACAGGUGAUGUUUACAUGUGGGAUGGGAAGAAAGGUAAGGAUAAGCCACCAGUUUCAACUCGGCUGCAUGGUGUGAAGAGGGCUACAUCAGUUUCAGUUGGCGAAACACAUUUGCUCAUUGUCGCUUCCCUCUAUCAUCCUAGCUAUCUUCCCAGCACAAUUGAGAAUUCUCAUAAGCUGAAGUUGGAUAACAGGGAUGAUGUGGGAGAGUUAAGUGAAGAGAUCUUAUUUGAGGAUAUGGAAACCAAUAAUAUGAUAUCUAGUACACAAAAUGAUAAUUCUGGGCAACAGUCUGUGCCAAGCUUAAAAAGCCUUUGCGAGAAAGUAGCAGCUGAGUAUCUUGUGGAGCCACGAAAUGCCAUACAGCUACUUGAGAUUGCUGAUUCUUUUGGAGCAAAUGAUUUGAAGAAGUAUUGUGAGGAGAUUGUCAUUCGCAACCUUGAUUAUAUUUUUACAGUUUCACCACAUUCAAUUGCCCGUGCUUCACUAGAUAUCCUGGCUAACCUUGAGAGAUUGUUAGAUCAGAGAUCAUCUGAAUCAUGGAAUCACCGUCGUCUCCCUACUCCAACUGCUACUUUCCCUGUCAUCAUUAACAGUGAGGAGGAUGAAAGUGAGAUGGAAUCUCCAAGAAUUCGCGAUGAACCCAAGAAACUGUGUUCAUUGACAUUGGAGAAAGAUCAGAACUCUUUUCUGCAGCCCAAAGAUGAUCCCAAUCAAGGAAUCUCCAAAGCAGUUCGAGCUCUAAGGAAAAAGUUGCAGCAGAUUGAAAUGCUUGAAGCUAAGCAGUCCAAUGGAUGUGUUCUUGAUGACCAGCAGAUUGCAAAGCUUGAAUCUAAGCGAACUCUUCUGACCUCGCUUAUGAAUCUAGGUGUUCCUGUUGAGACUUUACAUAAAGAAUCCUCUUCCGUACUGUCAGAAGGGAAAGGUGCUAAAAAGAGUAAAGCAUCAAAAAAACAGAGAAGGAAGAGCAUCAAAUCAAGUGUAUUGCAAACAGAAGCUGAAUCUGUUUGUUCUGGGGCUGGAGAAAUUCCUGGAACGGUGAAGGACUUGUUGGACCUUGAUAUCUUGGAGGUUUCUAACACAAAGGUGCAAGCUGACAUUUGCGAACAAACUACGGCUGCCCAAGGUGGAAAGGAGUCAGCUUUCAUUCUUCAGAAGAACGAUUCUUUAGAGAUGCCAAAAAACAAGGGACAAUCACCAAAGGUCUCUAAGAAGAAGAGCAAGAAAGGUGGUCUUUCUAUGUUUUUGAGUGGUGCUCUUGAUGAUGCUCCUAAAGAGGUGGCUCCCCCACCACCAACGCCCAAAAAUGAGGGUCCUGCAUGGGGUGGGGCCAAGUUUCUGAUGGGCUCUGCUACACUUCGUGAAAUCCAGGAUGAGCAGAGCAAAGUUAAGGGGAGUCAACCAGCUAGGAGCAAAGAUAAAGCGGAAAACGUUUCUAAUUGUGGAAGUGGAGGGAAGAUGCGACUGAGUUCAUUUCUUCCUUCCAGUCCAAUACCCGUUGCAUCAACUCGCAGUUCCCCAGUUUCUGAUGGAGAAAAAAGUACCCCAACUUGGGCUGCCUCAGGAACCCCUCCUUAUCUCUCUCGUCCAUCUCUUAGGGAUAUACAGAUGCAGCAGGGAAAGAAGCAACAAAAUAUUUCCCAUAGUCCGAAGACUAGAACAGCUGGAUUCAAUAUAGCUACCGGUCAAGGGUCACCAUCUGAUGCUUCUGGUGCUAACCGCUGGUUCAAGCCGGAAGUGGAGACGCCAUCCUCAAUUCGAUCAAUUCAGAUUGAGGAGAAGGCUAUGAAGGAUCUCAAGCGCUUCUACACCAGCGUUAAGAUUGUCAAAAAUCAGUGUUGAGGCCAUCUAUUUAUUUGCUCAGGUGGCAACAGAUACUAGUCCAUUAUUUUUGUUAAAUUUUUCCUUCCCUUUUGGUUUUACCCCAAGGACUGUAAAUUGGUCUGUACAGAUAGUUGCACUGUCCGUUCAUUUCUUUCCAAUGAGAAGUGUAGUUUCUAGCCUCUUAGCACCCUGGUCUUUCCAUUUCUGGCCAUUCUUUUUACACCCCAUCAGCACUGUAUGACUAGGAUGCUUACCUGUACUCAAUUGUAAGUGUUCCAGAAGAUGAAGACUGGUGAAUAAUGAUCCUGCACUAACAUUAGUAGCAGCAUCAAAUAGUGUAGAUUUUCAGAAUAAGAGGGCAUUUUCACUCCUAUUGAAAUAAAGACCCACCAUAGGCGUGUAGCGCCUACCUCCAAGCCCUCCUCCCCCUUGUUUGUGUUAUCUUCAAACUUCCUCCAUUUAGGUUGAGAGGCAAUGCUAAUUUCAGUUUGUGACUGUGUAAUAAUACUUUAAAGAUUUGGUCGUUUCUGCCUGCUGUUGAUUAGGCAGCGUUAGCAUUAGGAAGCAGGAACAGAGACGAGCGGUUGUGACGGAGAUAAUGUGGCAAGAUGAGUGUUAUUAUUGGAGCUACUAGCUAGAGCGAUUCUGUUACCUUUGUACUGUGAGGGAGGGUGGGCAAAAUUAGUGUUUUACACUAUUAUUGUUAAUGUUAUACAUUUUAUACUUAUUGUGGAUAAUUAUUUGGUCUACUCUAUUUUAGUACUUUUUCUCUUCAUGCUACAA